CCAGCGAGUCAGCCAGCGAGUCAGUCAGCGAGUGAGUGAGUGAGUGAGUGAGUGAGUGGCCAGAUCAACAUCGUGGCCAAAGCACGACACGAACUCAAGGACAGCCACGAAAUCCAUCGGAUCCGUUUCUCGGCUUGGUUUGGUUGAGUAGUAAAACCCGUCCACGGUCCACGUCGUCCAAGACUUUUGUCGGCCAGUUCGAUUUCGAUCAAGUCCGACCUCGAAACCAUGGGCAAAAAACCCAAGAAGCCGGUCUCAGUAUCUUCCGAGGAGGAACUGAGCGGCAUGAGUUCGUCGGAAGAAGAGCAGGUCGUGACCAAGAAAAAGGCUCCGGCUCCCCAGAAGAAAUCCAAUCCUAAGAUGGACGACACGGAGUCCGAUUCCGAAGGCGAAGCCAAGAAAGUCGAGGUCAAGAAGUCAGCCUUUGCCUUACUCAUGGACGAUGACGACGACAACGACAGUGAGAGUGAGGCCAGUGCGAGUGAUAGCGACGAUCCCCCCGAACCCAUUGAAAAGAAGAAACCAGCCCCCGUCAAGUCGGCUAAAGCGGAACCCGCCGCUCCGGCCAAAGGUGGCAAAAAAGGCAAAAAGAAGAGGGCCAAAAACGACGACGACGAAGAGGACCUGGAUCAGUUGCUCGAAGAACUGAAGCUCGAAUAUCAAGGUCAAAAGCCCGCUGAUGGUGGUAAAGAAGAGGCCAGUGAUGCUCAACCCUCGGCCACUCAAGCCAAGAGUAAGAAGGCUGCCAAGAAGUCAGCUCAGGCCAAUGCGGAGGACGACGACGAUGAUGAAGAUGAUGACGACGACGAAGGGGACGAAGGCGGAACGGUAAAAACCGCGGCCCAAAAGCGGAAAGAAAAGAAAGAGCGGCAAAAGCAAAAGCUGGCGGCUCAAAAGGCUAAUCAAGCCAAGCAAAAGGCCAAGACCCAAAAGCCUCAAGGCGAAACCGAGGUUAAGAAAGUGGAAAAGAUCGACGAUGUCAAGAAACCAGUUGUGGAAGUUAAGAAGUCCAACGAUUCCUCAAAGGUAGCUGAAGAUCUCCCAGACGGUGAUGCCAAGGCCGCCGAGCUUCCAGAAAAUGAGCCCGAAGAUGAGGGUGGUAAGAAAAAGAAAAAGAAGGGCGAGAAAGAGGACCCCAAGAAGAAGGGCAAGAAGCCUGGCAAAGGUACACUGGCGGCCAUGCAAGAGGCCUUGAAAAAGGUCCAGGAAGAAGAAGAACGAUUGCGGCGGGAAGAAGAAGAAAAAAUCCGCCUCGAAGAAGAGGCUGAACGGGAAAGAUUGGAGAAGAAGAAGCUGGAACAAGAGAAGAAAGAGGCCAAGAAGUUACGAGAACGAGAGAAACGCGAGCAACUUCGGAAAGAGGGAAAACUUUUGACGGCCAAGCAAAAAGCCGAAAAGGCCAGAGCGGAAGCUAUGCUGGAAGCCAUGAGAGAGCAUGGCUUCGAAGUGCCCAAGAUUGGGGAGAAAAAGGCCGCUAGACCUGGAACCCGAAUCCGAGUUAAGAAGGAAAAAACACCAGCCCACGAUGCCAGCAAAGAGACCACGCCAGAUUCCGAGACCAAACCCGAUAUGCCUGCAACAGACCCAUUGGAACCGGAAAAGAAAGAAGAUCCCGUUGAGGAGGUGGCCGAUUCGUGGGAGGAGACGGCCGAAGCGCUCGAUAAUUGGGAAGAAGCUCUCAUCGAAGACGACAAAGAAGAAGAAGGACCGAAAAAGGCCACUAAAGAGACUUCACCCGCUUCUACCUCUAAAAAGGGCGACGGUUCUGAGGAUGAUGCCGAAGACGACGAUGAUGAAAACGAUAACGAGGACGACGAUGAGGAGAGUGAGGAUGAAGAAGAGGAUCAGAACGAAGCCGAAAAACGACGAGAGCGAGCCAUGAUUCGGAUCAAGAAGCGACAAGAAGACAACGAGGAGAAUCGCACCGUCGAUGAGCUCCGUGCCCCAGUGGUUUGUGUUCUGGGUCACGUGGACACGGGCAAGACGAAAAUCUUGGACAAGCUCAGGAGAACUCACGUUCAAGAUGGCGAAGCGGGAGGAAUCACCCAACAGAUCGGUGCCACCAACGUUCCCAUUGAAGUCAUUAAGGAGCAAUGCAAAAUGGUCAAAAAUUUCAACAGUAAUUUGAAACUACCCGGCCUAUUAAUCAUUGACACACCUGGGCACGAGUCUUUCUCCAAUCUCCGAGAUCGAGGCUCGUCCCUUUGUGAUAUUGCCAUCUUAGUUGUGGAUAUCAUGCACAAUUUGGAACCGCAGACCAUCGAAUCCAUAAAUCUUCUCAAGAAGAAAAAGACACCUUUCGUGAUCGCCUUGAAUAAAAUCGACCGACUCUACGAAUGGAAACCCAACCGACACAAGGAUGUCCAAGAAGUGAUCGAAAGCCAACAACAGAACACCAAGCUCGAGUUUCAGAAAAGAUCCCAAGAAGUCAUAAUCGCCAUUGCAGAGCAAGGAUUGAACGCUGCCUUGUAUU
Molecule: messenger RNA, 2473 nt
Organism: Tigriopus californicus
Lineage: Eukaryota; Metazoa; Arthropoda; Copepoda; Harpacticoida; Harpacticidae
Gene: eIF5B
Product: eukaryotic translation initiation factor 5B-like
Molecular function (GO): translation initiation factor activity; GTP binding; GTPase activity
Source: RefSeq, a predicted model, not a curated record